AGAUUGGGUUCUAGUACAGCUCACACUGGAGCAUACCCACUCAAGCGCACCGGUCUGUUCAAAAAAAGUUCAGUGAAAACAACAGUGGUAGCAAGUGUUGUUAUGAUCUACUGAUCCACUGUUUAAAUGGCCCAUUUUACAAUUAACCAAUAUCUCGAUGAGGUCUCUAAUGCCUGGAACAGCAGAAAUAAUGUCAAGUUGUCUAAUGUACUGUCCUUACGGCAUGCCCAUGCAUUAAGUUCAAAGCUUCAAAUUCCAGCAGGAACAAGGGAAGUUGAAAGGCUUCGUCUGUCGCCACUAGAUGAAGUGGUUGUAGCUCACCUAAGAGUGAUUUGGGCUUUAAAUGUACCUGACUAUGCUGAAGCUUACCGUUGUCAAUCAGCUUUGGUUCUCACCUUUGCCCGCAUGUUGCAAUCAUGUCGAGAUGACAAUUGGUUGCUGAAAGCUAUGUUCACUGUAUGCCUUGAUCUGAGAUUGUUGGCCAUUCAAGCUGACAAACACAACUCGUCAAAAGGAUUUGGAAAAUCCAUAGAAGCUUUAGAGAAAGCUGCAGAAUGCUUGAUGGCAUGUUUCAGAGUUUGUGCAGCUGAUAACCGAGCUUCUAAUGAAGACACCAAGAAGUGGGGCAUGAUGUCCUUGGUCAACCAACUAUUCAAGGUUUAUUUUGGAAUCAACAAAUUAAAUCUUUGUAAGCCCCUCAUCAGAGCGAUAGAUUCCUCUCCACUUAAAGACCGUUUUCCUGUCAGCCAGCAAGUAACAUACAGAUACUAUGUGGGCCGUAAAGCUAUGUUUGACAGCAAUUACAAGUCAGCUGGUGACUAUCUCACUUAUGCAUUUGAAAGAUGUCAUAAACAAUCAAAGAGAAACAAGAGACUUAUUCUCAUCUAUUUGGUGCCCAUAAAAAUGAUCUUGGGAUACAUGCCACAGAGAAAUCUUCUUGAAAAGUAUGACCUCCUUCAAUUUUGGGACUUAGUUCAAGGAGUACAAUCAGGGGAUGUAAGACGUUUGAAUGUCGCAAUGCAGCACCACCAGAAGUUUUUUGUGCAAUGUGGUAUUUACCUUCUCUUAGAGAAAUUGAAAGUUAUUGCAUACCGCAACUUGUUUAAGAAAGUUUACCUGCUUUUGAGGACACAUCAAAUCCCUAUGGAUGCUCUUCUUUGCGCCCUGCGAAUGAUGGAUAUAGAAGACAUAGACUUAGCUGAAACACAGUGUAUUGUUGCCAACCUAAUCUACGAAGGCAAAAUCAAGGGCUACAUCUCACAUCAGCAUCAGAAGCUUGUGGUCAGCAAACAAAAUCCAUUUCCUCCUCUCAGUUCCUUGGAGUGAAGACAAUGUAUGCGUGUGGACAAGCAAACACAAGAUAAGGUGCAAUGGGGUGGAAAAAUAAAACUUCAACUAGAACCA
Molecule: messenger RNA, 1404 nt
Organism: Thrips palmi
Lineage: Eukaryota; Metazoa; Arthropoda; Insecta; Thysanoptera; Thripidae
Gene: PCID2
Product: PCI domain-containing protein 2
Exons: 8
Coding region: 127-1326 (399 amino acids)
Biological process (GO): transcription elongation by RNA polymerase II; post-transcriptional tethering of RNA polymerase II gene DNA at nuclear periphery; poly(A)+ mRNA export from nucleus
Cellular component (GO): transcription export complex 2
Molecular function (GO): double-stranded DNA binding; RNA binding
Source: RefSeq, a predicted model, not a curated record